GUGUGUGUGUACUUGUUUCUUCUCUCUGCGUUCUAGAUCUCACUGCAUUAACGAGUACAUUUCAUCUGUUUAUUUCCAAAAUUGUCUUUUAACUAGGUCAGCUAACUAAAGGAGCAAGCAGUUAGCUCUGCCAUCUAGUGGCCACAUUUAGGUACUACUGCCUUGCUGCAAAAGAUGCUGGACGUGGACGUCUGUCCCUGCACCGUUGAGUUCCAAUUCCUCUAUGAGUGUGUUUGCAUGCAGGAUUUUUUUUAGGUUUUGUAAAAAUUUUGCUAACAAAAUUCCAAAGUUGUUUAGUUAAAAUCCUCUCAGUUGCUGCAGAUUCAUGUUUGCAAAUUCCACUCUCAUCUAAUCUUUUGGUUUCUGUCUCUCUAAUCUCUAGUGCUCUUCUCUCUCACUCUCCUCCCUCCCUCACCCGUUUUCUCUCCCCACAGUUCCCCCCUGCUCUGGCCUUCCUGGUGUACCACCCUCCCUCCACCCUCUUGUGUUCUCUUUCUCUGCUCAUAAGCGGACUCUGGGCGUUCCGCCAGCUGGCUUGUGUGUGUUUUUUGAAUGAAUACCUGAUGAAGUUGGACGAGCGAAUGGAGGGAGGAGCCUGUGUGUGUGUGUGUGUUGGGGGGGGGCAGACAGUGUGAGCACUCUGGCUCACAUUCAGCCCCUUGCAUAAUACACGUUGGAGCUCUGCAUGCGGGACUCCCUCCCUGUGGGUGUGUGCUAGCAGUUGUGUGUGUGUGUGUGUGUGUGUGUGUGUUUGUGUGUGUGAGAGAGAUCACCUGAGUGCUGCAUGUCAGCAGCAGGGAGCUUCCUGCCUCGCUGUCAGGCUUUAGGAGCAAGCUGCUGGUUGAGUGUCGCUCCUUGGUGGUGGAAAAAAAAGCAGGAGCAGCUCAUGGCACUCAUGCCCCCUGAGUGUGUUUAGGAUUCUGUGCCGGACAAAGGAGGAUUUUUUUGCUGUUGCUUUGCGAAGACACACAGCAGAGAGGAGGAGUGGAGAUAAAGGAGCAGAGGAAUGAGCGGGCGAGAGAAAGCAUGGUGCAGAAGUGGGCUACUCCUGCCACCCUGGUUUGUGCCGUGCGUGGGUGGAUUUUUCGUCGGAGGGAAAUGAUUCCGCAUGAAGUACAGCGAACUCGGCCCCCCAUCGUCCUCUGCAGCAGCAGCAGGUGUGACCUCACAACGCUCUCCCCUACGACUCUGGGCUCGUCGCUCGUCUGCUAAAGAGUCACAGGAUCGAUCCGACGGCUCCGCUCCUCCACAUCAACUCCACAUCCCCAUCUUCGAUCCUUGCUCUCCCAUCUUCAAGAGAAGCAAUCUGCUGUCCCGGACGAUCCAGAAAGUUCAAAUACAGUUCAUGUCAAAUGAAGGAUUUAAAGUGAAAGAGAUUGGAAAGUAAAGGAAAAAGUCAGAGAUUAGAAGUAGAGAGAUAGUGAUUGGACGAGUUUUAGAGAAAGAUAGAGAAAGUAGAGUAAAAGGACAGCAUGAAGUCAAACCAGGAACGCAUUAAUGAAUGUCUGCCUCCUAAAAAGAGGGGCACGUCGAGCACAUUACCCUGUGAAAGUCGCUCACCGAGUAUACCGCCUAUUAGUGACAGCCAGCGUAUAGAAAGCAUGACCUGUCAGAGUGUGGCAGGUGGGAAUGAGAGUAGUCCACAUCACAGCUCCAGCCAGUCUGAUGGCCCCCUCUAUAAGUCCCCCUCUUUAUCGGACGCUUCCUCGCUGAGGCUAGUGUCGUCCCUCCCUACCAUGUGCACACCUUCCCUAUCACAGUCCACAGUCCCAGGAACUGUCCAUUACACUCAGCUGCCUCCCAACAUGCAGUUUAUAGCAUCUGCCUACACUACUCCGUACGCAGGCUACAUCUCCCCUCAGCUACUCCCACACCCUCCUUCCCCUUUCUCGUCCUCAUCAGCCAAGCAGAGACCUUCUCACACAGAGACAACCCAGGUCUCUAAACACGAUCAUCAGCGAGCAUCAGCGGGCCGCACGUCCAUGCCCCCUCCGUCGACAGACCCCGUCCCUCAUCACAUUCAGAUGUCUAUGUCACAGCGGACUUUGCCGUCGCCUCAUCACCAGGGCGCAGCUCACCAUCCGUCCCCCUCCCAGCACUCUCUGGGCGCUGGUGCAUCCCAGAUGGUGGUGAAGUACACAGAUGGGUCCAGCAGGAAAGAGGAAGGUGGCUCUAGACACCGAGAGCUCCUCAACGGGGAGCUGGACAGGGGCAGGCGGUUCGGACACUCGCCUGAGUCCAUUCUCGCAAAGUCGGGGAGUAAAUCGAGAGAGACCUCGUCCUCUUUGUCUUCCUAUGAGGCACGCCAGCUUGUCCUGCCAUCGGAGUACUCUGCUCAUGAUCACUUAGGGCUCAGAACGUCUGUCAUGUUGAUGCCCAACAGCCACGGAGAUCACCAGUUAGCACCGCCCAGAGCCAGCCCGGAGAAACCGACAGCUUCAGUAUCGUCACACCUGGAGAAAGGUGGUAUCCUUAUGGGCAAGCCUGUCAGUCGCACCCUGUCCUCGUCCAACACCACCUGCUCCUUCACGUUCCCACCUCCACAAAGUGCAGAUGGUCUGAAAGCAGCUGUCAACACGUUAUCACCUCAGACUGUAAUCCAGACCACCCACAACACUACAGAGCCACUAUCAAUGGGACUCCCAUCCACGAGCAUCUACCCACAGCCCAUCAUAGGUUACAUCGCAGGCAGCAGUGGGAGCAGCUACCACACCAGCCUACAUCAACACUUACUCAUUCCAGGCACCCAGCCGGUCAUCAUCCCUGUUAGCGGAGGCGGAGUCCCCACACUGGAACCGGUAACCUCCCACAUCACUUCGUCUACCCACGCCGCACCUUUUCCUGCUACACUCCCACACACCUACAUUGCUGCCCAGAAAGGAGAAGCUAUUGAAACCCAAAGUGGCUCAUUCCAGGUGGCUGGUGCAGGUGCUAUGGUUCAAGCCCAGCUUCAUCUCCCCAUUGCUCCUGCUCCACCUGGGCUGGUUGCAGGCUCCGUCCCUCCCCUCUCCUCUGCUACAGUGGUGCCGCCCUCACUCCCUCCUUACUUUGUCAAGGGCUCCAUCAUCCAGCUGGCUAAUGGCGAGCUGAAACGUGUGGAGGACCUGAAAACGGAGGACUUCAUCCAGAGUGCAGAGAUCAGCACUGACCUGAAGAUCGAUUCUUCCACAGUGGAGCGGAUUGAAGGGAGCCUCACCUCACCCAACUUUGCUGUUGUCCAAUUCUCUGUUGGUGAGCAUCGCUCACAGGUGAGUGUGGAGGUGUUGCUUGAAUACCCCUUCUUUGUGUUUGGCCAAGGAUGGUCGUCGUGCUGCCCCGACCGGACCACCCAGUUUCUGGAGCUGCCCUGUACUAAGCUCUCUGUGGGGGAUGUUUGCAUUUCUCUCACUCUGAAGAACCUAAGGAACGGAUCGCUGAAGAAGACUCAACCUCUGGAGCCUCACAUUUCUGUCCCAUCCGUGAGUCCCGGGCACCUCAAACCCCCCGGAGGAGACUCGGACGUCCCUCAGAGCUGCAGUGGAGGAAUCCCCAGGCAGCGGGAGAACGGGAUCGGCCUGCGAGGGAGCGGCAAAAGCGGGAAUGGAAGUGGAGAGAGCUCCAGUGUGGAAAACGGAGAUUUGAUGUUUGGUGAAAGAGGUUCUGUUUCUAAAAAUAAGGUGACCAGCAGCACUCAGGCUUGCUCCAGUAGACCGGCGGGAGGCAGGAAGAGGAGAUGGUCCGCACCUGAGUGUCGAAAAGUAGAAAAGUCAGAGGAAGAGCCACCUUUGACCUUGCCCAAACCUUCCUUCAUCCCUCAUGAGGUGAAAGUCAGCAUUGAGGGAAGGUCAAACAUGGGCAAAUAGAAGCUAGCAGGACUGUUAACCUUUGGGAUUUAAAAAUAAACAUCAAAGGAUUCUAAAGAUUAAAGGAAAGCCCACAUAUGUUUCAUUUGUCCCUUUUUUAUUAUCUUGAAUACUGUACUGUAGAGGUAACCUUACCCUGCAGCUUAUCACCUUACAUAAUAUCACAAGAGCAAAUCUGUGCCGUUUUGGUGAUAUUCGUGCUGAGGGAUUUGUGAACUUGGCUCUGUGGCACGCUGGCACAAUAUACUAGACCACUGCUUGUGUAGAUUUCAAGCUGAUGUAGCAGAUUUAGCCUCCUGAGGACGAUUUCAUUCCCUGGGUACUUCUAGAACAAAGCAGCAGCAAAACCUCUGCUGAUUGGAGAUUAGAUCAUAAUUUGGUCAAAUUGACUCUAAAUUUCUGCCUCCGUUAAGCUGAAGUUGUUCCAGAGUGCCACACAGUAGAGAGGGAACAGCACUCGCUCUCUUUCAUUUGUAGCAUUUAAAUUUUCUUUACCUUUUGUAUUCCGUCUCACCAGGUAGUUGCUUUAUAUGGUCAAAAAGCUAAAUCAGGGCUCAUUUUAGUCCUCUAAUGGAUCCCAGGUGGGACGUUUACGUGUAAAAACGCAAAAUGUGGUGAGCACGACUUUAGGGGAAUGAUGAAAUUGCAGACAAAUCUGAUUGUAUUUAGGAUUUUUUUUUUUAUUCUUAGAAAAGGAUAAGAGCGAAAAUGCAUAGAGCUCUGAGCGGGUCAGGAGGCAUUUACACUCGUCUCACUUUUAACCGCACUGCCAACAGAUUGAAGUCUUUAUUUACAUACCGUACUGUAUGUUUCUAGUUAGUUUUUAUUAUUAUUUGGAGGGCAAUGGAAGAUAGCAGCAGCACUUUGGAAAAAGGGGUUUUGGAAAAGUUGAGUAGAGGAAGAUGUGCCAUGGAAUAAGAAAGCAGUGGAUGUAUGUGGCAGGUGGCUGAGAGACAAUGAAUGAAAAAAAAACCCCCAUCAAUGCUUUCAAACAUCCCAGGAAUGUUUUGUACUAAACCAAGAGCUCACGUCAAUUUUGAGGGUCUUCGCAUAUUUAUAAUGUGUGUAUUAUUUUAGUUGGUCUAUAAACACACCCAGCCAGCAUGCAUAGGUGGGCAUGGGCCCCAUAUGGCAAACUGUAUGGGUGCCAACAGGGCUUGUCCGCAGUUUCCAUGGUAGCCCCACAGGGAUUUGCCACCUGUUUAGAACAAAUCAAGUGAAAACUCAUGUUGGACUCACUAAAAUGCAUGUGGGCAAUCCCCUGUGGUGACGGUUUACCCAUAUACAUCCAUAUGGGACCCAUGGUGGACCUCAUGGAUGUAUAUGGGCAAACGGUAUGGAUGCCAGCAGGGUUUGUCUGCAGUUUCCAUGGAGGCCCUACAGGGAUUUGCCACAUUAACAGGCUCAUCUAUGGGUCAAACCAACUGAAAACCCAUGUUGGUCCCGCUAAAAUGUAUGUGGGCAAGGAAACCAUGGACAAACCCUGUUAGCACCUAUACGGUUUGGCCAUAUAUAUCCAUAUGGAGCCCAUGGUGGACCCCAUAUAGAUAUGGGCAAGGUGUAUGAAUGCCAACAAGGUUUGUCCGUUGUUUCCAUGAGGACCCCACAGGGAUUUGCCUCAUGUGUAGGCUAAACCUUGUGAAAACCCAUGUUGGGCCCACUAAAAUGCAUGUGGGCAAUCCCCUGUGGCGACAUCAUGAAAACCAUGGACAAACCCUGUUAGCACUCGUACGAUUUACCCAUAUAUGUUCAUAUGGAGCCCAUGGUGGAUCCCAUAUAGAUAUGGGCAUGGUGCAUGAAUGCUAACAAGGUUUGGCCGCGGUUUCCAUGAGGGCCCCACAGGGGUUUGCCGAUUCUAUGAGUCAAGUCGUUUGGGUCCCUCUGAAAACCCAUUUAGGGCUCACUAAAAUCUAUGUAGGCAAAAAUCUACGUGGAACCAUCAUGGAAACCACAAACAAACACUAUUGACACCCAUGCAGUUCCCCCACAUAUAAACAUAAAUAGGGUCCACCUAUGCAUGCUGGCUGGAACACACACUUGUGCUUAAAACUGCCAACCAAACAAUACACACCUCCCUGCGUUCAGUGACUCUAUGUACCGUAUUUGUCUCUACACGUUUAGAUUUUCUGCAAACACUUUAGAUGCAUGAUGUCCCUCCUGCAAAGACACUAGAGUGCUAAUGUUGGAUUGAUGCAAACACAUAGCAGCACUCUGUGGUGUGUUGCUGUAUGGGUGGGUGUUUAGGAGUGUAUGUGUACUGUGCAUAGGAUAAAGAUAUACUCUUAGAUUAGAUAUACUAUGUAUGUUCAGGAAAUAUCUAGUGUUUCUACUUUGGAGUCUUUACUUAAAGAGAAUCUUGCAAUUUGCACAUCAGGAGGGAGUUUGGACGGAGACGUAUUUUUAUUUUUAUUUUUUUGUUAGACGGCCCUAAACUACGUGACACACUGGAGGAAACCAGGGAUUUUUUUUUAUUAUCAUUUGUUCCUCAACAGGCACUUCAACAUAUUUACAGCAAAUGUUUCUACAUCAGCUCCGUUAGUGUCAUAUGACAUUAGGUGACUCAAACACAAGCGUAACUAUAGAGCGGAGUUUUAAAUGUGCCUGCCUACUGAGUUGAGUCAAAGAGGAUGAGAGGAGUUCUUUGCUGUUUUGUGGGCCAGGAUUGUCCGAUGUGGGAGAGGACGGAGUUUGGUUUUUAAAGGUGCUCAUAGCAUGGAUCAUGAAGAUAUUACCUCAGCAGAUGUCAGACAGGCUGCAUGUCAAACACUGCAAACAAUUUUUUAUUUUGCAUAGAAGUGGAUGUCGUUCCCAAAGAUUCCCCAAAGUACAAAUUCUAAUCUGUGUGUUUAAAUUAAGAAGAUGAACAUCUGCUAAGGAAAUCUGCUUCAUUUCUGCUCGGAAGUCAGGCUUCCCUCUGGAUGCGUAAACAGCGUGUAACAUAGGAGAGCCAUUUUCCCCGCCAGCUCAGUGGCAUAACCCUUCCCGCCACGAGGGUUUUCGACGCAAGUCGGCAGCGAAUGUGUUCCACACAGGGAGUCACUUGAGGUCGUGAAAUUACCAGAGAAUUGCAAGAUCAUGUGUGAUUUCACCAGUUCACACGUUAACAAGCUUUCUCUAAUUUCCCUCUGGGAUUAAUAAAGUAUCUUUGAAUUUGAAAGCAGGGAGAAGGACCACAGCUUGUAUCCCAAAAGUUUUUUUUUUUUUACUCGGUCACAGAAUUUUCACAAUUAAUGACUUUUAUUUUCCUUGUUACGCAACUUUACAUAGACCCAAAGCGUACAUUUACCAGAGUGGCAUAACAUUAAGCUUCACGGCUGAUGGAAAAGCGCCCAUAGAGUAUAUUGAUGGUUACGUAUUAUAACCUACGAGUGUAGCCUUCGCCCUUUAUGACUGUUGCUGUUGGGUUAUAUCCUCAUAUAGGCCACCAAUCACUGAAGAGCUUUUAGUGUGUUCCCGUCUACUGGGCGGGCCCUGGUCCAGUAUAAAAGAGACUGAGGACUAUUGCUAGUCUCCAAAGGCUUUACAAGCCCCCCCAGAACCAGGGUGGCCCGCCGCCCUAAAAGGCUACAUCUGUUUUCAUAAAAUCUGGAGUUAAAACCCCAACCAUCACUCUAUUUUGUAUAGACUUUGCCAUUUAAUGCCAUCGCUAUGGGUUAAAGGCAAAGCAGGAUGUAGUAAAUGUCUCACUGGUUUAGAUCCAACCAGUGGAAACGCAUCCAUUUCCAAAACCCAAAUUAAUCGGUACAUGUGUUUACAAGCUAACACAGGGAACCUCUUCACUUGGCUCAGUGAAAUGGAAGCAUGAAGACAAAUAGAAAAUGAGCAAUGGCCCUCGGUUCCUUUUAUGCAGGACUACUGGGCGGGCGUACGCUAAAUGCUCUUCAGUGAUUGGUGGCUUAUAAGAAGAUAUAACCCAAAGCGAUGGCCUUAAAGGGCAAAGCCUAUAUGAAAUGGAACAGCAGCUAUUAGCGGCGUAUUGUGUUUCCUGGACGUUAGGCGUUGUUUACGUAUCCUGUGAGAUGCCGACACGGAGCUGAUGACUAAGCUAAGAGGCUGUAAUGUGUCCAGUGGCGAGAGUUUGAGAGGCUGGUGUCAGGAUGGAUGUGUUCAGAUGGAUGAGAGAAUUUGUAGGAUAGGUGGUUAUAUGAGAAGACCCAAAAUGAGAUUUGAAAAUGCUUUAUUUUUUUAAUAAUAAAACAGGGUUUUCAGAUCAAAAUCACAAUAGUAGUGUUUUUUAUUUAAUUCCCUAACUUUUAGUCAAACAUAAUCAUGAGAACUAGAAAUAAAAGUAUGUGUGCAUGUUUUGCAAUCUCUCUCGUGUGUGUGUGUGUGUGUGUGUGUGUGUGCGCGCGCGCAACUGCAUUUAUGUUCAUGUGAUCGUUAAAACAUUUUUUUCACUAUAUAUUUUUUUUCCUUUUCCCUUCUCGACAAAACAGCAGAAUUACAACAUGAAAACAAGCCUGUUAGCCACUGAGAUCAUUCAGACUUUCACUAUUUAUAAAAAAUAAAAUACCAAAGCUAAAUGAUCCUUGCUUUGGUUAGUUUAGAAAAGCAAUAGUACAACAGCAUUCAGGCAAUCUCAUACACGAAAGGAACAUUCUCUGCAAUAAACAUUUAAUAAUAAUCCUCCAGCAUUUAUAACCAAAGCUGUUUUUUCUGUCUAAAGCGAGGAAAAAAUUCUGUGAACAACAGAAUAUAUUUUUGGAAGCUAGCACAGCUGGCUUUAGCUGAAACAAUUCCUCUUGUGGAUGUUAGGAUCCAGAAACUGCAGUUGCAGCACUAGUUGCUAGUUUUCAGGGAAAACAUUUUUUAUAUUUGCAGUAACUGAAUCAAACCCCUGAGACCUCUAUAUACGGUGGUCUGUCAGAAAUGCUGCUCUCAAAGAGAUUUUCUGUGUAAAAGUUAUAAGUAUCUAACUCUUAGCCGUAGUUUGCUUCCAAAACUCCGUUAGCGCUUGGCUACCAGCUAAAAUAGCUAGAAUAGCAAAAAUUUCCUACUGAUUUAUGCAAUGUUAUUUAUAAAAUAUUAAAAAGCAAUUUUAAGAGAACUUUAAUUCACUUUUGUCUUUGCUGCACUAAAGAUUCGCUUACCGAGUCCCUAUUAAAGGCGUGGAUCACUAAAAACAUUUUUAAUGAUUAUUUCUGAAUAUAAUCGGUCACUCUGAGUUUUUAAUGCACGCUGAACAUGAAAACAGUCUCCUACAUCUAUCUUCUGCAUAGCUCCUGAUAGAAAAUAGAUGAUGAUGCACUAGAGAUGGAAAAUCCCGCAAGAUCAACAGUAGCCGUUUUUACAAAACAAGGCCGUCUAUUUGCCGCAACGCUGUGGCAGCAUCAGGGAUCCUUAGGUCGUUUAUAAGUGGUCAGACUGGGGUGGUAAUGUGGCGCAAUCAUGUCCAUCCAUCCAUUUUCAUCCGCUUAUCCAGAGUCGGGUCGCGGGGGCAGUAGCCUAAGGCGAGAGGCCCAGACUUCCCUCUCCACAGCCACUUGGGCCAGCUCCUCCGGGGGAAUCCCAAGGCGUCCCUGGCCAUGUGAGAGACAUAGUCCCUUCACCAUGUCCCGGGUCUACCUUUAGGUCUCCUCCCGGUUGGACGUGUCCGGAAAACCUCACCAGGGAGGCGUCCAGGAGGCAUCCUGACCAGAUGCCCGAACCACCUCAACUGGCUCCUCUCGAUGUGGAGGAGCAGCGGGUCAACUCCGAGCCCCUCCCGAAUGACCAAGCUUCUCACCCUAUCUCUAAGGGAGAGCCGCAGUCAUAUCCUUUUCAUAAAAGACUAGGCAAUGGCAGCAUAAAGGAGAUAUGGGGCGGUCUCUGCGAUGCCGCAAAGUUUUGUUUAUCUUGGACAUAACUUGCUUGUUAUUGCGAUUGAAGCCGCGAUCCUUACGUUUUUUUUACAAGCCGCUCCUAAAGGUGCCUGUAGACAGACCAUUACUGCAAUAUUGCUACCAAGCGAGGCAGAACAAAUGCCACAAAAUUCUCGCAAUGCCAUGACGGCAUAGCGCGUUUAUAAGACAUAGUGUUGCGGUAAUAUUACGCCGAUUUGCCAGCACGUUGUGUCUUGUAAAAAGGGCUACUGUCACUUAACAUUCAUGGACUCACCCACCUUGACUCACGAAGGGGAAGGCUGUUGUUAAUUUAACAUGCAGGAAAGAACAGAGAGCAUCUACUAGUAGAAGCUAACUGUUAACAUUAGCAACUCCACCACAUGGCAAACCUUCUUCAGGCUUGUGUUGUUUGUGGAGAUAAAACAUCAGCAUUGCAGAGUAACCGGAGUCUGUAGUAGAGAUGUGUUUCUCUUAGCCGGUCCGGGGCGAGAUCCAAAUAUACAAAUCCUGCCGUCUGAAGCUCAACUGUGAUGUGGCUCACUUCUAGUUCCUGAAUUAGGUGCUCCGGAGCUUUUUUCCCCAGAAUACGACUUAAAAUGCAUUGAUUCCUACUAGAGACCUCUGCAAAUGUAUUGAUUAAACGAGUGAACCACACCUUUAACUACAGGCAUCAAUUACAGACGAAUCACGCAGCCAGAGGACAUUAGCUUUAAAAAUACAACCUUCAGGGGUUAAAUAAUGUUCAGUUCUUAAAAAACUUUUUAAGUUUUAGAUAAAAUGGUAAAUAAUUAUAACUUCUGUACAAAAACAUGACUAAACUGGCUUUAAAAUCAUGUUAAAACAGAAGGUUAGCAUACAUACCCUGACAUUAGCAGCUGUGUCUGACUCCGCCCAGCCGUGCCUCGUUGCCACGCCUACAUAGUGACCUCGUUAACUUUGUUUCAGGUAUCCAAUCAUAGCCAGCCAGCCUCGCAACAAGCACCUCCUAGCUGAGGUGAAGCAAUCAGUUAAUUCAGUUAAUCCGAACAACCGUUAGCUACCUGCACUUCCUGUUCCUGUCAAAACAAAAGUUUAAAGUUUCUACAAGAAAUUCAUGAUUACACAAAACAAUCUGACGUGUGGGAACAUAGGAGAGGAAGUGGUAUAGUUUCACCAGAAAUGUUUUUUACUUUAGUCCCCAAGUUUUUCCUUUUUACCCCCAAAAUGUACCGUAAUGUGCAAUAUUUACACUUUACUUGUCCCCUUUGUCGUGCCAAGUGUAUGUAGCAGAGUCACACCCUAAUAUAUCAUCCUUGUCAAAAGCUUUUGUACUUCCAUGUCUGUUUGAGAUGAUAGUCAGGAUGUUUUUACAGAGAAACGCAAACAAUCAUUUCCCUGUAACUCCCUUUUUUCGCCUGCGUGGCCUUCCUCAAUGUGUGUGUCUCCAUGUAUAGUGUGUGUUCACACACAAAUGACUGAGCGUGUGUGUGUGUAGCGUUUUUUUUUUUCUCUUAUUGUCCAUGAGAUCAUAAACUCUGAGCCUGAAAGGUUCAAGACCCACAAGUUAAUAAAAAACACCUCAUCACUAGUGGGGACCACUUUUUCUAAUAAAAAAUGAAAAAUAUAAAUAUACAAUCAGCAGAGAUGCACAUGUAAGUAGAUGUAAAAAGACUAUUUCAGCACUUUCUAAUCCUUGGUUGGGCUCAGACUGAAUCCCAUCCUGGGAGGUAAAAUUCAUUCGGAACAGGGAAUGACGAUGAGAAAAGGAGGUGAACACUGAUGAUGGCUCAAGUUUUUUGCACACCGCCUUUUGCCGUAACUCUUGUGUUUGUGCUCCGUCUCACUUGGCGCCCGGCGCGUUCUUGGGUCCAACGGGCCGAGGUGUUGGGUGACUCCUUCUUUUCCAUGAGAGUGGAAGUCCUUCCUCGUGGAAAUCAUCCCGUCAUCAGCUGUGCGAAGUUUCGUGAGCGUUUUCCCGCCUCACACCAAUCAGGCUGGGCCGAUCUUUUGCUUUUCAUGCGCUCUAGUUUUGAGCUCCGAUUUGGCGGAAGUGUUUGACGGCUUGGUUGGUUGUGUGGUGUGGCGUGCGUAAACUUUGGGGCAGUGGGAUGUAAACUGUGUAGAGAAUGUGUCAUUAAUUUUAUUUUCAUUUAGAUUGGCUUCUUCUCCCACAACUUGACAAAUAAAUUGAAUGUUCGGUUUUUAUUUGACCUGAAAGGACAAAAAGGCACGUGUUCUGUGUCUCUUGAUGUUUGUGUUUUUGUUUAGCAGAAAAAAAGACAACAAAUGGUAUCCUUUUGUUUGCAAAGUGAAAAGGAUUUGAUCAGAAUUCCUCAAAUGUCCUUAUUCAAUGUAAUUUUCUUUGUUUCGUUUCCUUUUUGUAUGUUUCCUCAAUGUCCAUAGCGCUGGAUAACCUACUCAGGCAGAAAGAAUAAAAACGUAGAGACCCACGUAACCCAAAUCCGUCUCGACUUUGGGCUGUUUGACGUGGGUCGUAUGUAAAUUUAUCACCGAUAAUUAGAUUUUUCCGGUUGAUUUAACAGAUGUCUAUUGGCAGGUAACUAUAAAUUAUUUUUGUGUAAUAUGCUGGAGAUGCCUUGGACUGAACAUUUCCGCUCUGCCUCAGUGCAAAAUGAGAAACUCUUCACCAGAGGAUUUGGAUUGCUUCCUGACCUCUGACCUCUGCCCACUGUCACAGAGGGCGGGGGAUGGGUGGUAGGGGAGGGAGGGAGAGCGGCUCGGCCAAUUCCCCCCUCCUGUUCCGAGGCUCGUCCUGAUUCUGCUCCGCUAACCGAGUUACUAAACUCAAACUUUCCGGACCUUUUGAGACAGAGAACCAGACUUCAGCACAGUCCGGAACGGACAGUCUGGUCUGCACCGGGCCACAGCGAAUCCCAGCCAACCCGUUUGUACUAUACUGUCCUCACCAAGUCCCCGUGUCUCACCACCCUGUCCCUCUAUAGCAACAGAGAAACUGUCGGUGUAUAUUUGACAUUCUGUAAAAAUGCACCUCUUUGAAAAGGCAAAAUGAAACCUUGACAUAUCUCAAGAAAAUUGACAAAUUGUGUCUUUAUUUAAGUUUUUUUACACUCGUAUAUCAACACUUUUACUCAAAUGUGUGUUUUUAAAGGUUCCUCACUGCUUCUUGAGUCUGAGCAGGUAAUGGCACCCUCUAGUGGAUGAUGAAGAACUCAACUCUUCUUAAAUAUAGAAACACACUUUGAACAAAAUAAAAUGUGUUAAAAUUUCUAACUAAUUAAAUGAAAGGAAUUAUUAACUUCCCAGUCUGGUGAUGGCAGUGAGAAGGUCUUUUCUGCAGGAUCAAUGCCUUUACAAUGCCUCUUGUACCUCAUCCCAACCUGUUGCUGAGAAUUAAACCACAAAGCUGUAAAUAAUA
Molecule: messenger RNA, 13040 nt
Organism: Nothobranchius furzeri (turquoise killifish)
Lineage: Eukaryota; Metazoa; Chordata; Actinopteri; Cyprinodontiformes; Nothobranchiidae
Source: RefSeq, a predicted model, not a curated record